ACAAUUUUACGAUCUGUUAUUAUUGACAAAAAUUCAGAAAAUAAAUAUGGGAAAUGUGUCUUUGUUUAUCGUUUACGCUCUGACAUUGAAUACGAAAUGGAACAAUUGUUGGAAGAAACGUAUUACGCUUUCGUUGAUGUUAAUUCAGAAUCGGAAAAAAUUCAAUCACAAAUUUCCCGACUUACGAAUUUAUUACGUAAGACAGUUUUAAUUGCAUGCUCUGAAUGGGGUGAAUUGUUUAAAACUGAGACGAAUCGAAAAUUGAAGGACGAUUUUAUUGGCGACUUUAAAGAUUUUUGCAAAUUUCUCAACAUUACCGAAAUGGAGUACAAAAUUGAUGCAAAAUUCUUCACCGAUUGGAAUUUUUAUCAGAAAUGUUUAGCGAAUCCAGAGGAACUUAAGAGUUGUAGUAAUUCUUAUGAGGUAUUGUUACAAGUUGAAGAUAUUGUAAACGAAUGGAUGAAAAUUAUAAAAAAGUCUGUUGUACAAAGUCAACAAUUAAGGAGAGAAUCGGAGAUUGCUGGACCACGGGAGGAAUAUUUCUAUUGGCGAAGAGUAUUAAUUUGCUUUUCAACAAUUACCGAAUACAUAGAGAAACAAGAAACACAACGAUUAUUAAAAUUUCUCGAAAUUACAAAAUCCAAAGUUAUUAAGAAAUGGAAUAAAUUGGAAGAUGAAGUGAUGACGAUUGAAAUUAUGGCGCGAGAUAAUGAGAAAUAUUUGGACUCAUUGGAAAAGUUCAUUAAACCUUUGUAUCAAUUAGAUCCGACGGAAAUUGGAAAUUAUUUGCCAGCCUUGAUGUAUGCGAUUCACAUGGUUUAUACAACGUCACGUUUUUUUAACACAAGACAAAUGGUCACUGCCGUGUUUGUUAAGAUAACAAAUCAAUUAAUUGUUACGUGUAAAUCCUAUUUAACCGAAAAUGGAACGUUGAAAGUUUGGCAAGACGCAAAGUCAGCAAUGAUUUCACGAAUGAAGGAUUGUAUUAAACUCUGUGAUCAGUAUUAUAAUCAUUACAAGGAAAUGAAAAAGAAAAUCAAAAGAUCACCAGAAGAAAAAUCAUUUGAAGUUUCUGAGAUGUACGUCUUUGGGAAGUUCAAUACAUUCAAGGAAAGAUUAAAUAAAAUCAUUGAUGUUUUAAACAUAACUCUUGAGUACUCAAUUAUACAUAGUUCGGCUAUUGAGGGAAUAGAUAAUUUUGCUCAAAAAUUUACAUCUUUUUUCGAAAAAAUCGCCUCGAAAACUUACGAUCCCUUGGACUAUAGAAAAUUUGCCUUUGAACACGAUUACAAGGAAUUCAAGACAAAUGUGGCUGACACUGAAGUGGAACUGAGGAAUUUUUUCUUCAAUUCUAUUUCUCAAGUUCCUACCACAACUCAGGCGCUUCAUUUCGUAGCCAGAUUCGAAAAAUUGAAAUUAAAAGUAUUGCACAUCGAUCGAAAAUAUUUGGAACUCGUUGCAUCUUAUCAGAAGGAAAUAGAAAACAUUCGUGACAGUUACAAUGAAAAUAGAUCGUCGCCCGAUACAUCUCGGAAUAUUCCUCCAAUUUCAAGUCGAAUAUUGUGGAUUAGACAACUUUUCAAACGAAUUGAGACACCGAUGGCAAUUUUCAAAUCACGUGAACGAAUAAUUAAACACGAGAAAACACAAAGAGUUAUUCGAAUGUAUAAUGUGAUAAUAAGAGUUUUUAUUCAUUAUGAAAUGAUUCAUCAUAAAGCUUGGUUCGAUUCUUCCCACGUGGUACGUUUGGUACUUGCGUCGCCUCUUCUUCUACGAAAUCCAAAAACAAACAAAUACAUUCUAAAUUAUGAUCCCUACGUUACUGAGGUAAUUCGAGAAUCAGAGCAUAUGUCAAAAUUUGGACUAGAAGUGCCGGAGUUUAUAAAAAUUGUAAAUUUGUGCAAGGAAAAUCUAUUUGGAUCCUAUGAAACGGUGAAGUAUUUGGUCCAGAGAAAUGACACUAUCAGACGCUCGAUUCCUCUAAUAUUUCUAAAUUUAAUGAAACCCUUGUUUGUGAAAUUGGAAGAUGCUUUUCAGCCGUGCUUGUCAAUAAUAACAUGGUCCUCAUUGAGAAUUGAGGAAAUUUGCGACCUAAUAGAAGUCACAUUGAAAGACGUUGAGACAUUUGUCAAAGAAGUGAAAUACAUAAAAGAAGCAAUAGUCGAUGAAAUUUUCACUAAAAUUACAGAAACGAAAUUAAUAAAACUAGAGAAAUAUCCAUUAACUGCGAGAGAAUUUUUAAGAAUAAAUUUCACAUUCAGAAAUUUAAUUACAAUCGAACUAAGAGAAAAUUCCACGAUGGCAGAAAAAUCUGUCAUUGAUAUUAUAAAUAAACUGUUGGAUUUAGUUGACGAUCCGAAUAUUUUAGAGGAGAAAUAUGAUUGGCUCGAUCCUGAUAAAGUUAAUAAACCCGUUAGUUCGUUAACUAAGCUCACUAAGGAUUUUGAAUCGGGAUUCGGUCGAGUGGAUGGAAAUGCAAAAGUCAAUUUAACACAAUUGCAUAAUGAGUGUAUUGAAUUGUUUGCGUAUUUUAAUUUUAAAUUAAUAGACGCUUUGGUGAAAUGUACAAAAAAUUCAUUGACAAUGUUGAAGAGACGAGUGCGAGCAAAUAGUCUUUUUGUGAGUGAAAAUAUUGUUGAAGGAACAGAACCGCCAUUAUUUUUGACAGAAUUUGUAUUGAAAAUACCGCAAAUUUUAUUGUCGCCAAGUGUCGAAGAAUUGCAACAAUGUUUCAGUAAUUUUAUUACAAACAUUGUUGGUAUUAGUAAAGAAAUUGUGAUGUGGGGCCAGAGAAAUUUUAGAAAUGAAGAAUUUUUUUAUGAAGACGAAAGUUACGAUGAGGAUAAUUUGAAAAAUUACUAUGAAAUUAUUUCCGAUCGUCGAGAAAUUAUACGAUCGAUGUUAAAUUUACAAGGAUCGAUAUCGAUAUUAAAAGAUGAUAUUUUCUUGCUGGCGAAGUCAUAUCAACGUUUCUCUUUCAUUUGGGCCGACGAUAAAAGCGAUCAAUUAGAAAGAUUCAUUAAUGCCGAGCCAAUUGUCGUUGAUAUUAAAAAUAAAUUUGAUGAAUUUGAAAAUCUCUUUCUCGAAAUAAAUAAUUUGCCAGAAUUCUAUAUUGUUGGUUGUAUACAAAUAAAUAUGGAUAAAUUGAAGUUUUCCUUGAUGAAGGAGGCCGAAUGUUGGAAAAUGAUUUUUGGAGAAAUUUUAUUGAGAACUUAUGAAGAAAAACUGAGAAAACUAAUUGGAUACAUAGAGGAAAAAAAUCAAGUGCUAUCGAGGGAUAUUAACGAUUUGGAAGAUGUGAGAAUUGCAAUGAAAUGUCUCGGAGAGAUUCGAAAUGAUUUUAUAUCUUUGGAUAUUGAAUUAAUUGCAAUAGAAGAAACUUACGCUUUAAUGUCCAAAUAUAACAUUAGUUUUACACAAGAGGAACAAAAUGCAGUUGAUAAUCUUCGUUAUGACUUUACAGAUUUACUUUCAACGGCGAAGAAAGUUCAACAAAUAAUCUGCGAAAUGCAAGACCCAUUAAAGAGAGAAUUAACUCACGGAGUGACAAUUUUCAAGAAAGACGUGAUAAAUUUUGAUUCUGAUUUUGAGAGAAUUGGACCAAUGGUUGAGGGAUUGCCAGCAAAAGAAGCCAGUGACAGAAUGAUAGUGUUUCAAUCGCGUUUCGAGGAAUUGUGGGAGAGAUUUGAAACUUAUAACAGUGGCGAAAUUUUAUUUGGCAUACAGCAAACGGAAUAUUCAGCAUUGGAAAAAAGAAAACGAGAAUUAACUCUUUUACAGAAAUUGUACAAUUUAUAUUUACAUGUGAAUCGUGCAGUCGACGGUUACUAUGAGAUUCCUUGGUCUGAAAUUGAUAUCGAUGUUAUUAUCGCCGAACUUACUGAUUUCCAAAAUAGGUGUCGAAUGUUACCAAAGGCAAUGAGAGAUUGGCCGGCUUAUAACGAUUUGAAAAAGAAAAUUGACGAUUUCAAUGAAACUUGUCCUUUGCUGGAAAUGAUGGCUAAUAAGGCAAUGAAAGAUCGACAUUGGGAAAGAAUGUCGAAACUUUGCAAUUAUACGUUUAAUAUUGAAUCGGAGACUUUUAUUUUGGCUGAUGUUAUGAAGGCUCCUUUAUUGAAAUUCAAGGACGAUAUAGAGGAUAUUUGCAUAAGCUCCGUAAAAGAAAAGGACAUUGACAGUAAACUAAAACAAGUGAUUGCUGAUUGGAGUAUUGUUGAUUUGCAAUUUUCGACAUUUAAACAAAGAGGCGAAUUACUUCUCAAAGGAACUGAAACUGCAGAAAUUAUUUCCCAACUGGAAGAUAGUUUAAUGAUAAUAAGUUCUCUUAUCGCAAAUCGAUACAAUAUGCAUUUUAAAAAAGAAAUUCAAUUGUGGCAGAAUAAAUUGACUAAUACUUCUGAAAUCUUAUCGAAGUGGUUGAGUGUACAGAGUUUGUGGGCUUAUUUGGAAGCUGUUUUCAUUGGUGGCGAUAUCUCGAAACAAUUACCUGAAGAAGCGAAGAGAUUUAAUGAUAUUGAUAAAUCUUGGGUGAAAUUAAUGCAACAUGCGCACGAUAAAUUAAAUGCCGUUGAAACUUGUUCCGGUGAUGAAACAAUGUCAGUUAUGUUAUCAUUUCUUAUGGAGCAACUGGAAUCUUGUCAAAAAUCACUUAGCGGAUAUUUGGAGACAAAACGAGUCAUCUUUCCGAGAUUUUGCUUCAUAUCCGAUCCAAGUUUAUUGGAAAUCUUGGGACAAGCGGCUGAUUCGCAUACGAUUCAAAAAUAUCUUGACGGCUUUUUCGAUAAUAUUGGUAAAUUGGAUUUCGACGAGAAGGAAUACGAUAAAAUAGUAAAUAUGUAUUCUCGAGAGGGUGAGAAAAUUGUUCUCGAGAAAGACGUUUAUUGCACAGGUGGUGUUGAAAAUUGGUUGAAUUCUUUAUUGCAAGUUCAUCGAUUUUCCGUGGGAUCUGUAAUUUCACAAGGUCUUCAAACAUUAAAUUUACCGGAAACUGAUAUUAUGACAUUAAUCGACGAGUCUGUUUUACAGGUCGGUCUUUUGUCACUGCAAGUUUUGUGGACACGUGAUUCUGAAGUUGCUUUAGUUUCCUCAAAACGUGACAAAAAUAUAAUGAAAAAAACAAAUCAGUGGUUCCUGGAUUUGUUAAAUAGUCUCAUUGAAGUGACAGUGAAGGAUUUAAAUAAAUAUUCAAGAGCUAAAUACGAAGCUCUUAUAACAAUUCACGUUCAUCAGAGGGACAUUUUCGAUGAACUCUUUCGUAACAGAAUAAGAAAUAAACAGGAUUUUGAAUGGUUGAAGCAGGCUCGUUUCUACUACGAUGAAGAUUCAGAAGAAGUACCUAUAGGAAUCACGAAUGUUGAUUUUACUUAUCAAAAUGAAUUUCUCGGUUGUACGGAUCGCCUCGCAAUUACACCAUUGACUGACAGAUGUUACAUAACACUAGCCCAGGCAAUUGGCAUGAAUUUCGGAGGGGCACCCGCAGGUCCUGCGGGCACAGGAAAAACGGAAACAACAAAAGAUAUGGCGAAAGCUUUGGGAAAAUAUUGUGUUGUUUUUAAUUGCUCUGAUCAAAUGGAUUUUCGUGGUCUUGGGAGAAUUUUUAAGGGAUUAGCUCAAGCUGGCGCUUGGGGAUGUUUCGAUGAAUUUAAUCGAAUUGAUUUGCCAGUUCUGUCAGUGGCUGCUCAACAAAUAGCAAUUAUUUUAAAUGCGAAGCGAGGAAAGAGAUCUUCAUUUUUAUUUAGCGAUGGAGAAACUUAUUCACUGGACUAUGAAUUGGGAUUAUUUAUAACAAUGAAUCCGGGAUAUGCUGGUCGUCAGGAAUUGCCGGAGAAUUUAAAAAUACAAUUCAGAAGUGUCGCUAUGAUGGUUCCUGAUAGACAAAUAAUUAUGAGGGUAAAAAUGGCCGCCUGUGGAUUUAAGGAGAAUAUUGUUCUCUCGGGAAAAUUCUUUACACUCUAUAAACUUUGCGAAGAGCAAUUAAGUAAACAAGUGCAUUAUGAUUUUGGUUUGAGAAAUAUUCUGUCAUGUUUAAGAACAAUGGGCGCUCAAAAGAGAGCACAUCCGGGCGAAUCUGAGGAAACAACAUUAAUGAGAGUGUUAAGAGACAUGAAUUUGUCUAAAUUAGUAGACGAGGAUGAGCCAUUGUUUCUUUCUCUUAUCGAGGAUAUGUUUCCGGGAAUAAAAUUGACAGUGCAGACCUAUAAAGAUUUGCAGAGAGCAAUUGCGAAUGCUACCGCAGAACUUGGCAUUGUCAAUCAUCCCGAAUGGAAUUUGAAAAUUAUCCAACUGUACGAAACGUCGCUUGUUCGUCACGGUUUAAUGGUUUUGGGUCCAACAGGAUCAGGAAAAACUCGUUGCAUGUGGACCCUAAUGAAGGCCUUAACGGAAUUGGGAAUUCCACACAAAGAAGUUAGAAUGAAUCCAAAGGCAAUAACGGCACCUCAAAUGUUUGGCAAAUUGGACGUAGCCACAAAUGAUUGGACAGAUGGAAUUUUUUCCACUUUAUGGAGGAGAUCGACACAAUUGAAGAAAAAUGAAAAUCUAUGGAUUGUUUUGGACGGUCCAGUGGAUGCUGUGUGGAUUGAAAAUUUAAAUUCAGUACUGGAUGACAAUAAGACAUUGACAUUAGCCAAUGGUGAUCGGAUUAUAAUGGCUUCUAAUAGUAAACUUGUCUUUGAACCCGAUAACGUUGAUAAUGCGUCGCCAGCAACUAUUUCCAGAAUGGGAAUGGUGUUUGUUAGUGCUUCUGUAUUAAAGUGGCCGCCUAUUCUUGAGGCUUGGUUGAGAAAACGACCAAAUCAAGCGGAAUUUUUACGAUCGUUGUUCAAUAAAAUAUACGAAGAUGCACAUAUGUUUGUUCAAACUAAAUUGGUGACAAAAAUGAAUAUUUUAGAGGCUCUCUACAUUCGGCAGUGUUUGGAUUUAAUAGAAGGACUUCUAACAUUAAAUGAUGAAUCUACACAAUUAUUCGGCGAUUCGCAUUUGGAAAAAAUUUUCUUAUUCUCCCUAAUGUGGAGUUUGGGUUCUGUUCUUGAACUCGACAGUCGUGCGGCUUUUCAAGAAUUUGUCCUCUCACAUACCUCAAAAUGCAAUUGGCCAGAGUGCAAGGACGAUGAAACUAUUUUUGAAUUUCUCGUGAGCGAUGAAGGAAAAUGGAUGCACUGGAAUCAGAAAGUUCCAGAGUUUCAGUAUCCCAUUGAGGAAGUUUUACCGUAUCAUUCAAUUUUAGUUCCAAAUGUGGAUAACACACGAACUUCAUUUUUAAUGCACGUUAUUGCAAAGCAGAAGAAAGCUGUUCUCUUAAUUGGUGAACAAGGAACAGCAAAAACUGUAAUGGUGAAAAGUUAUUUGUCCAAAUUCGACGCCGAAUAUCAUUUACAUAAAUCCUUUAAUUUUUCCUCUGCGUCAACUCCGAAUAUGAUCCAGCGAAUUUUCGAAAGUUACGUGGAGAAGCGAGUCGGAAAUACUUAUGGCCCUCCAGGAGGACGAAGAAUGACAGUUUUUAUAGACGAUAUAAAUAUGCCAAUUGUUAAUGAAUGGGGUGAUCAGGUGACAAAUGAAAUUGUUCGCCAAUUAAUGGAAUAUGGAGGUUUUUAUUCGCUCGACAAACCUGGCGAUUUCUCCACUUUACAAGAUAUGUUGCUAAUGGCUGCAAUGAUUCAUCCCGGCGGGGGACGGAAUGACAUUCCUCCACGAUUAAAAAGACAAUUUAAUAUUUUUAAUUGUACUUUACCUUCAAACAAAUCAAUGGACACGAUUUUCAGUACCAUUGGACAGGGCUAUUUCAAUCUUCAUAGAUUUCCAGAAAAAAUAGUCAAUUUCAUAUCGAAAUUAAUUCCAAUGACACGAAUUUUAUGGCAAAGAACAAAAGUGAAAAUGCUUCCAACACCAGCAAAGUUUCACUAUGUUUUUAAUUUGAGAGAUUUAUCGCGUAUUUGGGAGGGAAUUCUUCGAAUUGAGAGAGAUGAAUGUUCCUCCAUCGAGAUGCUAUUGAAACUUUGGGAGCAUGAAUGUACAAGAGUAAUUGCAGACAGAUUUAUUGACGAAACUGAUAAAUCGUGGUUUAAAAGAACAUUACAAAAAACUGCCGAGGAAUGUUUGAAUUACGAUUUUCGACAUUAUUCUCCAAAUGAAACGUAUUUUGUCAAUUUUUUGCGAGAUCCUCCAGAACCAACGGGAGAUGAACCGGAAGAUUUUGUUCUUGUUGCUCCGAAAAUUUAUGAAGAAAUUCCAAGUUUGGAAAUAGUGACCGAAAGAGUUCGUCAAUUUAUGGAACAAUUUAACGAGUGUAUUCGAGGACUGCGAUUGGAUUUGGUCUUUUUUCAUGACGCUUUGGUUCAUUUAAUUCGUAUAUCGCGAAUUUUCGGCGUUCCUCGAGGAAAUGCACUUCUUGUUGGAAUCGGCGGUUCCGGAAAACAGAGUCUCACUCGACUUGCUUCCUUCAUUGCUGGUUUGGACUUCUUUCAAAUUGUUCUGACCAGGAGUUACAAUAUCGGAAGUUUGCUGGAAGACUUGAGAAAAUUGUACCGAAUGGCAGGAAUUGGACCGCGAGGUGCAACUUUUAUUUUCACGGAUAACGAAAUAAAGGACGAAGGCUUUCUUGAAUAUUUAAAUAAUGUUUUGAGCGUGGGUGAAAUAGCGAAUCUUUUCCCAAAAGACGAACUUGACGAACUAUUAACGAGCGUAAUUCCUCUAAUGAAAAAAGAACAGCCAAGAAGACCUCCAACUCCGGACAAUUUAUACGAAUAUUUUAUAUCGAGAGCGAGAAAUAAUUUACACAUUGCUCUUUGCUUCUCUCCGGUUGGCGAAAAGUUUAGAUCUCGAUCGUUAAAAUUUCCUGGACUCAUAUCGGGUUGUACGAUGAAUUAUUUUUCAAGGUGGCCAAAAGACGCGUUAUGUGCGGUCAGUAAUCAUUUUUUGAAAAAUUACAAUUUCGUCUGUACACCGGAAAUAAAGGAGGAAAUUAUUCAAGUGACGGGCGAGGUUCAGGAAUAUGUGAUUGACGCUUGUACGGAAUAUUUCAACAGAUUCCGUAGGCAAACAUACGUGACACCAAAGUCAUUUUUGUCGUUCAUUAACGGAUAUAAAAAUGUUUAUAAACAACGUCUCGACAAUAUAAAUACUCUCGCUUUUCGAAUGAGCAAUGGUCUUAGUAAAUUAGUCGAUGCAGCGAUUCAAGUCGAUGAAUUGCGUAAAGUACUCGAGAAAAAUCAAGCCGAAAUUGCCGUGAAAAAUAUCCAAGUUGAAGCUAUACUUGUGACUGUGAACGAGAAAAAGGGAGACGCAGAAGCCGUGAAAUCUCGAGUGCAGAGUACGAAAGAAGAAGCUGAAGCUAUACUGAAAAUUAUUUCUAAAGAUAAAUCAGUGGCUGAGAAAAAAUUAAAAGCCGCCGAGCCAGCUUUACUCGAAGCUGAGGCAGCUCUACAAACUAUAAAAGCAACUGACAUUGCCACAGUUCGAAAACUAGCAAAACCACCUUAUUUGAUCACACUUAUCAUGGACUGUGUUGUAAUUUUAUUCGGUCGAAAAUUAGAUCCCGUGAAAUUAGAUAUGGAGAAACAAUUUUUGAUGCCAUCCUGGGGCGAAGCUUUAAAGGUUUUAGCUGAUACAAGAUUUCUGUACCAUCUGCAAAAUUUUCCCAAAGACAAUAUUAAUGGAGAAACUGUUGAUUUGAUGAUACCGUAUUUAAAUUAUCCUUUAUACACAUACGAGGCGGCAAAAACAGCUUGCGGAAAUGUUGCUGGCUUAAUUUCCUGGACAAUUGCAAUGGUUAAAUUUUAUGGAAUAAAUAAGGAUGUUUUACCUUUGAAGGCUAAUUUAGCGGUUCAACAAGGAAAGCACGAUAAGGCUAAUCAAAAUUUACAACAAGCGGAAGCUUUACUCAAAGAAAAAGAUGGAGAAUUGAAAACGGUUAAGAAGGAAUUUGAUGCAGUUAUGGCUGAACGUCAGAAAGUAGUCGAUUUGGCGGACGCGUGUCAAGCAAAAAUGAACGCUGCAACGGCAAUGAUUGAUGGACUUGCUGGCGAAAGAGUUCGAUGGACCGAUCAAUUAGCAAUGUUUAAAUCCGAAACAGAAAGACUCGUGGGCGAUGUUUUAUUACUCACUGGAUUUUUAUCAUAUUGCGGUCCAUUUAAUCAGGAAUUUCGUAUACUUCUACAAAAAAAAUGGUUCGAUCUUGUUCAGGAUCGUAAAAUUCCAGUUUCCGCCUCUAUUAGCGUUGUCAAUACUUUAACUGACGCAGCAACUACUGGAGAAUGGAAUCUUCAGGGAUUGCCCAAUGAUGAACUGUCGAUUCAGAAUGGAAUAAUUGUAACGAAAGCUUCGAGAUAUCCUCUAUUAAUUGAUCCUCAAUUGCAAGGAAAGACUUGGAUUAAAAAUAAGGAAAGGGACUUUGAUCUGCAAGUUACUUUCCUAACGCACAAGUAUUUUAGAAAUCAUUUGGAAGAUUGCGUUUCUCUAGGUCGUCCACUUUUAAUCGAAGAUGUUGAAGAAGAAUUGGACCCCGUUUUGGAUAAUUUAUUGGAAAAGAAUUUUAUAAAAAUAGGAACAACACUGAAGGUAAAAUUAGGUGAUAAAGAAGUUGACGUUCAUGAUGAUUUUCGUUUGUACAUUACAACUAAAUUGCCGAAUCCUUCAUAUCCGCCGGAAGUAUUUGCGCGCACUUCCAUAAUCGACUUCACUGUAACAAUGAAGGGUCUGGAAGAUCAGUUACUGGGUAGAGUUAUUUUAACUGAAAAGCAGGAAUUGGAAACUGAACGAACUCAACUAAUUACUGAUGUAACGGCGAAUAAGAGGAAAAUCAAGGAAUUGGAAGCAAAUUUACUUCAUAAAUUAACAACCGUUCAGGGACCAUUAAUAGAUGACGUAGAACUGAUGGCAGUUUUGAAUAAUACAAGAACAACGGCCAAUGAAGUGAAUGAAAAAUUGACGAUAGCAAAUGAAACCGAAUUGAAAAUUAAUGCAGCACGAGAAGAAUUUAGACCAGUUGCGACUAGAGGAAGUGUUCUCUAUUUUCUAAUCUGCGACAUGGCUCAAGUUAAUGUCAUGUAUCAAACGUCACUCGCUCAAUUUUUGGAGCGCUUCGAUCUUUCUCUCGACAGAUCAGAAAAAAGUCCGGUGAAUAUGAAGAGAAUUGGCUACAUUAUUGAAUAUUUAACAUUUGAAAUAUUUAAAUACAAAUCACGUGGAUUGUAUGAAAAUCAUAAAUACAUGUUCAGUGUGUUGAUGACAUUGAAAAUUGAUCUACAAAGAGGCGCAAUAACUCACGAGGAAUUUCAGUAUUUCAUUAAAGGAGGAGCGGCUCUCGAUUUAAAUUCAGUAACACGCAAACCCUACAAAUGGAUCACCGACAUGACUUGGUUGAAUUUAGUCGCUCUUUCGUCUGUCAAAAAUUUUCAAAAUAUUGUCUCUCAAGUUUAUGCGUCAGAAAAAAAUUGGAAAAACUGGUUCAGUAAGGAAUCGCCCGAGGAGGAAGUUAUUCCUGAUGGCUACAAUAGUUACGAUACGUUUCGUCGUCUUUUAAUAAUCAGAGCUUGGUGUAUGGACAGAACACUUUCGCAAUCGCGUAAAUAUAUUGCCAGUUCUUUGGGUGUAAAAUAUGCAGAACCAGUAUUAACUUUAUUAGAUGUUAUGCAUUCAGAAUCGAGACCAAACACGCCGAUGAUUUGUUUUUUGAGUAUGGGAUCGGAUCCCACACCAAGUAUUGAACAGCUUGCGAAAAAAAUGGAGAUUCGUUGUAAAAGUAUUUCAAUGGGACAGGGACAGGAAAUUCAUGCGAGAAAAUUAUUAAAUUCUGCAAAAACUGAAGGCUUUUGGGCGCUCUGUCAAAAUUGUCACUUGGGCCUCGAGUAUAUGGUGGAAUUGGUGGACUUUAUUUUAGAAAUGGAUUCACCACAUCCCGAUUUUCGUAUUUGGAUAACUACUGAGCCACAUAAAGAUUUUCCAAUUUCUCUACUGCAAAUGUCGAUUAAAUUCACUUAUGAGCCACCGCAAGGAAUAAGAGCGGGUUUACUCGCGACAUACAGUGGAAUGAAUCAGGAGAUGUUGGACCAGUGUGAUUCCUCCCAAUACAUACCGUUAGUGUAUGUUGUUUCCUUUUUGCACACGGUUUUGCAAGAACGACGCAAAUUUGGUCCUCUGGGUUGGAAUAUUCCUUAUGAAUUUAAUUCCGCCGAUUGGCUCGCUUCCUGUAUGUUUAUGAAUAAUCAUUUAAAUGAUUUGGAUAAUACAGGAGACAUUAGUUGGUCAACUGUCAGGUACAUGAUUGGUGAAGUUCAGUACGGAGGUCGUGUAACUGACGACUAUGAUAAACGUCUUUUGAAUACUUUUGCAAAAGUUUGGUUCACGUCCACAAUAUUUUCAGAGGCAUUUAAUUUUUAUAAAGGCUAUACUGUUCUUAAUUAUAAAUUAGUCAGUGAAUAUAUAAAAGCCAUAGAUACUAUGGCUAGCAUCGAUCCACCACAAGCUUAUGGUCUUCAUCCAAAUGCGGACAUUACUUAUCAAAGUAAUACGACGCAGAAUGUUUUGGAUACAAUAAUAUCGGUGCAACCUAAGGAAGCAGGAAUUGGUGGAGGUGAAUCGCGGGAGGAUUCAGUGGCAAGGCAGGCGAAUGAAAUGUUGUCAAAAUUGCCACCGGCUUAUGAUCCAUUUGAAGUGAAAAAUAGAUUGCAAAUUAUGGGCGCAACAAGCUCGAUGAAUAUUUUCCUGAAACAGGAAAUAGAUCGAAUACAAAUUGUCAUCAAAUUAGUUCGAGUAACACUGAAAGAUUUACUAUUGGCCAUCGAGGGAGUUAUAAUAAUGAAUGAGGAAUUGAGAGAUGCGUUAGAUAAUAUUUACGAUGCAAGAAUACCCAAAGUGUGGAAGUCUCGCUCAUGGGAAUCAAGUACACUUGGAUUUUGGUUUACGGAACUUCUCGAAAGAAAUCGUCAAUUUUCCUCUUGGUUAUUUGGACGAAGACCGCCGAAAUUUUGGAUGACUGGAUUUUUCAAUCCUCAAGGUUUUUUAACAGCAAUGAAACAGGAAGUAACAAGGGCCCAUAAAGGAUGGGCUCUUGAUAAUGUCACACUUCACAAUGAAGUGACGAAACACACCGCUGAAGAAGUGAGAACUUCGCCAAAUGAAGGUGUUUUUGUCUACGGAUUGUAUUUGGACGGUGCUGGAUGGGAUUUGAAAAAUAAUCGCCUACGUGAAUCGUUAAACAAAGUCCUGUACGUGAUGAUGCCUGUGAUACACAUCUUCGCGCUCUACAAUAAUCCAGAUAAAAAUCCAAAACUUUACCAGUGUCCAGUUUACAAGAAACCAAUGAGAACUUAUAAUUUGCUAAUAACGCCGCUAUGGCUAGAAACAAUAAAACCUCCCGAAUAUUGGAUUUUACGUGGAGUUGCAUUGCUCUGUGACACGAAAUAAUUCACGUAUUUACAAUUUUCUCAAAAUUUAUUAACAACAUUUUUUUUUAAAUUUAAAAAAUUAAAAGAACAAUUUUUUCGGAGUAUUUAAAAA
Molecule: messenger RNA, 13494 nt
Organism: Leptopilina heterotoma
Lineage: Eukaryota; Metazoa; Arthropoda; Insecta; Hymenoptera; Figitidae
Gene: kl-3
Product: dynein axonemal heavy chain 8
Exons: 64
Coding region: 97-13401 (4434 amino acids)
Biological process (GO): microtubule-based movement
Cellular component (GO): dynein complex
Molecular function (GO): dynein light intermediate chain binding; dynein intermediate chain binding; ATP hydrolysis activity
Source: RefSeq, a predicted model, not a curated record